AUGUCUGAGCAUCCACGUAGUUGUAUUUCGGACGGCGAAGAAGAGCCUGAUGAUUGUCAGAACGACUAUCCUAUCUGUGACAAUUAUGCCGACAUUCGCAAGAAUCUCUUAUAUGAAUUUGAUGUUGUCACAAAAGAAAAGACCUCUUCCGGAACUUCUGGGAGAGAAUGCGUGAAGGUUUAUUUACGAGCACGGCCAUUUAGUAGCGAAGAACUCGAGGCAAACGAAGAUCAACAAUGUGUAGAGAGAGAAAGCCGUACCACGGUUUUGAUGAAGGCGCCAAAGGAAUCGUUCGCAUUUAAAAACAGCACUCGCGCUGGCGGUGAGAUUUCGCAUCGAUUUUCGUUCACAAAUGUGUUUAGUGAGGAUACAACACAGAAAGAGUUCUUCGAUGAAACAACUCUUCCUCUUGUGACGGACUUCAUAAACGGACAAAAUUGUUUGGUUUUCACCUACGGGGUGGCAAACUCGGGUAAGACUUACACAAUUCAGGGAACCCCCAAAGAUGGUGGGAUUCUACCUCGAAGUCUUGAUGUGCUGUUCAACAGUAUAGCGGGAAAGAGUUAUGAGAGAAUGAACCUCAAACCAAGAUUCUGCACAGAUAUUAUUAGGCUUACAGAUGACGAGGAACAGAAGGAGAAUAAUUUCAAGAGUGCGUUACUCUCGUCUCUCAACAAAGUGAGUUACAAGUCUUCCAUUGAUAACAAGGAGAAUGUCUCCAGGGUUGCAGAUGACACCACAAUCAAUGUAGAUACACAAGGACCAGUUAAAUUCUCUGUUUGGGUUUCUUUCGCCGAAAUCUACAAUGAAACAAUCUUUGAUCUGUUGGAGCCAUAUCCUACAGGGAUCGGUAAAAAAAGAACAGCACUCAGACUAGGUGAUGACUCAAAUGGGAAUCCCUAUAUCAAAGGAUUGAGAGAAAUUUACGUCUCCAAUGCUGAUGAAGCCUACAAGAUUCUUAAGAUUGGCCAGAACAAUCAAAGAAUAGCUUCCACAAAGUUAAAUCAAUGUUCCAGUCGUAGUCACUGUAUCUUCAGCAUUAAAGUUCUGCGAGUUGUAGAUGUUGAUGAUCCUCACGUAGCAAGAGUUAGCAGACUUUCAUUUGUGGAUUUAGCAGGAUCUGAGCGCUACUCAAAAACCCAGAGCAAGGGAGACAGACUCAAAGAAGCUGGUAAUAUCAACACCUCCUUGAUGACUUUGGGAAAAUGCUUGGAAUAUUUACGUUACAAUCAGAAAAACUCGAAUCAACCACUUAUCAUCCCAUUCCGUGAAAGUAAACUCACCAGACUGUUCCAGGGAUUUUUCUGUGGAAAAGGAAGGGCUGCUUUGAUUGUCAAUGUUAACAUGUGCGCUUCCAUGUUUGAUGAAACAUUCCAUGUCAUGAAGUUUUCGGCUAUUGCCAAAAAGGUGAGAAAAUAUGUGGCAGCUACACCAUGUUCAAAACCAGCUAGGCCCUCUGUGCCAUGGAUCAAAGGGGCUCUUUACACCUCAGUCCCUUGUGAUGAUACCCUCACAAAUGUUGAUGAAGAUAUAGAGGAGGAAAGUCAACUUGUGGGCUUAGUUAAAGUUCUCCAAGAACAACUGAUUGAAGAGAAACGCAAGAUGCAGACUCUGGAAAUAAAGAUACGAGAAGAAGUUUGCAAGGAAAUGGCUGAACAACUUGUUUCCAUCGAGGAUGCCUACAGUCCCCGUGUUAAAAUGGAGGUAAACACUGUAGAGGAAAAGUCUGACUGCAGGAUUGAACCUCUCACGCAGUUGGUUAAGAAGUCUAGAAAAAGGGCCCGGAUCGAAAGAGCAGAAGACGACGAUGAGGAAUGGGUGCCAAGUAUGUUUUUACAUGCAGAGCAGACUAAGGUGUGGGAGCAACAACGACUCGUAGGUGUACUGAAUGCACAGAUUGCUGAGUUGCGCCACGAAAUCAAACAACUAAAAGAAAACAAACAAGACAAGGUAGCGACCUCAGAGGCAGUUUUGGAACUGCAGGCUCAUUUCAAUCCCGCUAACGAGGAAGCCGCAGAACUUAAACAGAUGCUUGAAGAGGCUGGCGAAGCAUUCUCUGAGAAAGAAGCCGAGAUAAGUAAACUGAAAGCAGCACUUGAUGAACAGGAAGCUUGCAUUAAAAAACAGAUGCGUUCGAGGCGAUAG
Messenger RNA from Stylophora pistillata, 2145 nucleotides. RefSeq lists its product as uncharacterized. Gene Ontology annotation, biological process: microtubule-based movement; spindle elongation; mitotic spindle assembly. Lineage: Eukaryota; Metazoa; Cnidaria; Anthozoa; Scleractinia; Pocilloporidae. The record is from RefSeq and is a predicted model, not a curated record. Gene Ontology annotation, cellular component: mitotic spindle; nucleus; spindle microtubule. Gene Ontology annotation, molecular function: plus-end-directed microtubule motor activity; ATP binding; microtubule binding.